UGAAGAAAAAAAGCGAGGAAUCCAAGAACUUAGUUGUAUGUCCGGUAGUUGCUUACAUCCGUAUUUUGUUACUUCGGAGGAGAAAGGAGUGUUUAUUUAAUACUAAAUUAUAUCUGUGAAAUCUAUUAAAAACUCAGAAUGCCUGCGGAUCCUUCCGAAGAAGUUGCCGGACCUCAGGUCCCCAAAACAGAGCUGGAGGAGUUGCAGAUUGCAGCACAAGGAGUAGCUGAUGAGUCACUGGAAAGUACGCGGCGAAUGCUUGCUCUCUGCGAAGAGAGCAAGGAAGCAGGAAUACGUACACUUGUAGCCCUUGAUGAUCAAGGAGAACAACUGGACCGCAUUGAAGAAGGAAUGGAUCAAAUUAAUGCGGAUAUGAGAGAAGCAGAAAAAAAUUUGAGCGGAAUGGAGAAGUGCUGCGGUAUUUGUGUGCUACCGUGCAAUAAGAGCCAGUCUUUCAAAGAGGACGAUGGAACUUGGAAAGGAAAUGAUGAUGGAAAAGUUGUAAACAAUCAACCUCAAAGAGUUAUGGAUGACAGAAAUGGAAUGAUGGCACAAGCAGGAUAUAUUGGCAGAAUUACAAAUGAUGCGAGGGAGGAUGAAAUGGAAGAAAAUAUGGGACAGGUUAAUACAAUGAUUGGAAACCUCCGUAACAUGGCUCUUGAUAUGGGUUCUGAGCUAGAAAAUCAAAAUAACCAAGUUGACAGAAUUAAUCGCAAGGGGGAAUCUAAUGAAGCCAGAAUAGCUGUAGCUAACCAAAGAGCCCAUCAGCUUCUAAAAUAAAGAGAUUCUAAGACGACGUGUACAUACAUUCCAUAGCCUAUUCAAUACAUGUUCAUUUUUAUCUUAAUUUUCGGUUACCUACUCAGUGCUCCAAUAGUGGUAAUCUAAUUGUCACGAGACUUAAUAUUGGCCUAAUACGAAUAUAUUUGAAAAAAGGUAGAGUU
Messenger RNA from Drosophila pseudoobscura, 944 nucleotides. RefSeq names its product Synaptosomal-associated protein 25kDa (gene Snap25). Gene Ontology annotation, molecular function: syntaxin binding; SNAP receptor activity. The coding region runs from base 139 to 780 and encodes 213 amino acids. Gene Ontology annotation, biological process: exocytosis; synaptic vesicle fusion to presynaptic active zone membrane; synaptic vesicle priming. Gene Ontology annotation, cellular component: plasma membrane; SNARE complex. The record is from RefSeq and is a predicted model, not a curated record. Lineage: Eukaryota; Metazoa; Arthropoda; Insecta; Diptera; Drosophilidae. The transcript has 8 exons.